Messenger RNA from Octopus bimaculoides (California two-spot octopus), 598 nucleotides. RefSeq lists its product as uncharacterized. The record is from RefSeq and is a predicted model, not a curated record. NCBI's taxonomy places the organism in Eukaryota, Metazoa, Mollusca, Cephalopoda, Octopoda, Octopodidae.
ACAGUUAACUUCUUGUAGGUUACUAUUACAAUCCAUAGAUUUGCGUUAAUAUAUUUGCUAAUAAUUUGUUUGUUUUAAUAGAUAUAACCAAAUGUCUGACGUUCUACACCGACCGGGCUUCCUUACGCGACUUCGUAAAGGGGCUCGAAACUUUUUCUCCAGAUUAUUACCCUGCGUACGACGACCAACACUUGCAGACACUUUUGAAGAUGUCUCAGAUUUUACUUCAUCGUUAUCAUCGCUAUCAGACCUUUCCCCCAUGACACCAACAGAAGAUUUCCCUAGAAAUCUCAAUGAAUCUGCUAUAGCUCAUAGAGAGGAUUUCACCCAUUGUGACUUUGACCAAUAUGAACGGACUUCCUUUGAAGAUUCAUCAUCCACAUACACCGAUCCUUGGGCUGACCUGGUUGACGAACCAUCAUAUUUUGGUAAGUUUCAAAUUAAUGUAGUUUCUAGUGUUCACUGAAUAGUAAAACGUGUUACGACUGAUUCUCACAUAUGUGACAGUCUACCUACCCACCUACCUAUCCACCUACCUACCUACCUACCUACUUACCUACCAACCUACCCACUCACCUACCUACCUACCUACCUACCU